Parnassius apollo (apollo) is the source of this 480-nucleotide messenger RNA. The record is from the annotation of a GenBank genome assembly. Lineage: Eukaryota; Metazoa; Arthropoda; Insecta; Lepidoptera; Papilionidae.
AUGAAAUCAGCUCGUAUAAUACUGCUUCAAAUCUGCUUAGCCGUGAACAUUCACAUUACGUCGCAAUGUCCGUACACGGGUCAAGAUGUGAAGGCUGCAUACAAAUCUGGAGAGAUGCAAGACCAAACCAUGCCCAUUACAAUGGACACGAUUAAAAAGAAACUGAAAGACGCCAUGAUCUUCGACUGGGAAGACCCUACGCUCAAUGAGAGAGAGAAGAAAGAACUAAGCAAGUUGUUCGAUGCGGUCGAAAUUAUGACAGCAUCCCGAAGCCGUCAGCCGUCCAAUGUGCAGAGCAUGUUCGCGUCACUACGUCUGGUCGAACGGGCGGUAAAGAAGCAGCUCAAGGAGGGGCAGAUAUCGGAGUCUUUGGCUUCCAAAUUUAAAUGGGAGAAACUUUCAAGCCGUCAAAAGAGGGAGAAACCAAUGUACCAAUUAGAUAAACGAACGAACAUGCGAGUUUUCAACCUUGAACCAUAG